UCUCUCAAACUCAAACACAUCUGUGUAACUUGCCUCCUCUUCCUUCUUCCUUAUCCCUUCUCACUUCCCAACUCUUCUCAAUCCAACCAUCCCUUACCCUUUUAUGAUUCUAGUUAUUCAAAACAAAACCGCCAUUAUUUCGGUAUCAUAUGUAUAAAUAUAUCUAUAUAUAUAUAUAUAGUCCUACCCUACAAGCUAUAAACUUUCUAUAUUAAGUUACAUACUUAUAAUAACUAUAUACUAUAAUACACUUUCAAAAUCAUCUUAAGAAAUGGGUAAUGGUGACUAUGAUUCUUACUCUUCUGGUAUGAACGUUGAGAGUGUUCACCGUGUGGCUAUUCCGCCACCGCAACCGUUUUUCGAGUCUCUGAAAUAUUCUAUGAAAGAGACUUUAUUCCCGGAUGAUCCAUUGAGAAAGUUCAAGAACCAACCAGCUUCUAAGAAGCUUGUGCUGGCUCUUCAACACUUUCUGCCCAUUUUGGAGUGGGGUCCAAAAUAUACUCUUCCGUUCUUGAAGUCAGAUCUUAUUGCCGGGAUCACCAUUGCUAGUUUGGCUAUUCCUCAAGGGAUUAGUUAUGCUAAGCUUGCGAAUCUUCCUCCGAUUCUUGGACUUUAUUCAAGCUUUAUACCUCCGUUGAUCUAUGCGAUGAUGGGUAGCUCGAGGGAUUUGGCGGUGGGAACUGUGGCGGUUGGAUCGCUUCUGAUGGCGUCGAUGUUGGGUCGUGAAGUUAGUCCGACCGAGAAUCCGACGCUGUUUCUUCACCUUGCUUUCACUGCUACAUUCUUUGCAGGACUUCUACAAUUAUCACUGGGCCUCUUUAGGUUAGGUUUUAUUGUGGAUUUUCUAUCACAUGCAGCGAUAGUAGGGUUCAUGGGAGGAGCAGCUACAGUAGUUUGUCUCCAACAGCUAAAAUCGAUUUUAGGACUUGAAAAAUUCACACAUAAAGCUGAUGUUGUGUCAGUUAUGAACUCUGUUUUUAGCCAAACUCACGAGUGGAGGUGGGAAAGUGCAGUGUUAGGAUGUUGCUUUAUUUUCUUCCUCCUUGUUACAAGAUACUUCAGCAAACGACAACCCAAGUUCUUUUGGGUGUCAGCCAUGGCGCCACUCACGUCGGUGAUAUUGGGAAGUAUAUUGGUUUAUCUAACUCACGCUGAGAAACACGGCGUCCAAGUGAUAGGAAACUUGAAGAAGGGGCUAAAUCCACCUUCAGCAACAGAUUUAGUGUUUGUGUCACCUUAUAUGGGCACAGCCAUCAAAACUGGACUCAUCACUGGUAUAAUAGCUCUUGCAGAAGGAAUAGCAGUAGGAAGAAGCUUUGCAAUGUUCAAGAAUUACCAUAUUGAUGGCAAUAAAGAAAUGAUAGCUAUUGGCACCAUGAAUAUUUUUGGCUCACUAACCUCUUGCUACCUCACAACAGGACCGUUUUCUCGUUCGGCUGUGAAUUACAAUGCUGGUUGCAAAACUGCUGCAUCAAACAUUGUAAUGUCAAUAGCAGUGAUGUUGACAUUGUUAUUCCUAACACCUUUGUUCCAUUACACACCUCUAGUGGUGUUAUCCGCCAUAAUCGUAUCUGCAAUGCUUGGACUCAUAGAUUAUCAAGCCGCAAUCCAUUUGUGGAAAAUCGAUAAAUUUGAUUUUCUAGUAUGUUUCAGUGCGUAUAUUGGAGUUGUCUUUGGCAGUGUUGAAAUUGGCUUAGUACUAGCAGUUGCAAUAUCUGUACUCAGAGUACUUUUAUUUAUAGCAAGGCCUAGAACAUUUGUUUUAGGAAACAUUCCGAAUUCAUCGGCAUACAGAAACGUAGAACAUUAUCCAAAUGCACAUCAUGUUCCUGGAAUACUAAUUCUUGAAAUUGACGCGCCGAUUUACUUUGCAAAUGCAAGCUAUUUAAGAGAGAGGAUUACAAGGUGGAUUAAUGAAGAGGAAGAGAAAAUCAAAGGUGCAGGAAGUACUAGUUUGCAGUAUGUUAUAGUGGAUAUGACAGCUGUUGCGAACAUUGAUACAAGUGGAAUAAGCAUGCUUGAAGAGUUCAAGAAGUCGGUUGACAGAACAGGACUACAACUCGUUUUGGUCAAUCCGGGAAGCGAGGUGACGAAGAAGCUGAACAAAUCAAAGUUCCUAGAUGAAAUAGGACACAAAUGGGUUUAUGUGACAGUUGAAGAGGCUGUUGGAGUAUGCAGCAGCUUCAUGCUUCAUACACAAAAGGCUAACCCCAUGAAAGAUGAAUCAGAAGGUUUGAAUAAUGUGUGAGAAGAAGCAUUGUUUAUUAGAGUUUAUCUUAGCUACUAAUAUGUGGCAUGAUAGUUUCUGAAUCAUGCUACAGAAUAUAUAGUGAAACAUAGAGAGUGGUAGAGUAUUAUAAAUUAAUAAGUUUCUCAAAUUUGCAUCUUGAGUUGGAAGAAUGUUUUCAACAAAGGCUAUUGAAUAAUAUUUAUGUAUCCUUAUGAUCUGUUUUCAAAUGGAAAGUAGCUGUUAUGAAA
Lathyrus oleraceus (garden pea) is the source of this 2478-nucleotide messenger RNA. RefSeq names its product sulfate transporter 3.1. The record is from RefSeq and is a predicted model, not a curated record. Gene Ontology annotation, cellular component: membrane. Lineage: Eukaryota; Viridiplantae; Streptophyta; Magnoliopsida; Fabales; Fabaceae. The transcript has 12 exons. Gene Ontology annotation, molecular function: secondary active sulfate transmembrane transporter activity. The coding region runs from base 272 to 2248 and encodes 658 amino acids. Gene Ontology annotation, biological process: sulfate transmembrane transport.